Molecule: messenger RNA, 1375 nt
Organism: Didymodactylos carnosus
Lineage: Eukaryota; Metazoa; Rotifera; Eurotatoria; Philodinida; Philodinidae
Source: the annotation of a GenBank genome assembly
AUGGCGAAGUUUGCAGCUACACAACAGUAUGAAAGCUCAUCAGAAUCUGACGAUGCAAUGGAAAUGGACCAACAAGCCACUCAGGAAAAGGUGACAAUUAAACGGAAAUUUGAUUGGGUGGAAGAAAAAAGUUUUUGUGGUGAUGCGGAAGCGCAAAUGGCAAUUGCACUGGAGGAAAAAUGGAGUCGAUAUUAUACAAACAAAGGUCUAGAUGGAAUUAGAGUUUACUAUCGAUGCAAUCAAGUUAAGUUUCGUGGUAAGCAGUGUAAUGCUGCAAUUUAUCUUUAUUAUCCACACGAGACGGAUACAGUCGUAUUAUAUCGUGCAAAAAGAGAAUUGGAAUCUUGGUGUCAGGAAAAAUCAACUGUACCACAUUCUGAAGUUGAAGCGUUUGUAAUUUCAUUUUACAUUCAUUAUGAAGAUGAUACUGAUAAUGACGAUGAAGAUGUGGCAGAUGAUGGAAAUAAAUUUAGAUUUUUCUUAUCAACAAAAGCACUGCUUAAAAUUGCUUCGAUUUCGAAAAAUUUACAUGCUGAUGCCACCUACAAAUUGAUCUGGCAAGGAUUCCCUGUGUUGGUAAUUGGAACUAGUGAUUAUGAUAGAAAAUUUCAUCCGUUUGGAUUAGCAAUCUGUUAUGAUGAGAAACAAUCAGAUUUUGAAUUUAUUUUUAAAAGUAUGUCUGCUGCAAAGGAUAUACCUAUAGGAGAAAAAAGGAAAAGAGGACGACCUCGAAAAAUAACUAAAGCUCUCAUAAUAGACUAACUUUGCAUUUAUAUUUUCUACUUGGAUAUUUCUCUUUCUUUACUUAGCAAAAUUUGUUUAUUUACUUAUCAGUUAACACUUCCUUUCUUUCCAAAACAUACCUAUUUCAAAUAAAUUAAUGACAUUUCGAUGCUUUUUUUGGCGUGAUUGGAUAGAGCUCAUCGAUUUGCAUCAGAAAAGUACAAUCCCUCGUUUUAAAAACCGUGGAAUUUUCCAAAAUAAGAAAAUUUUUCAUACUUAUUAUUUUUCUAAAAUUGCAAACCUACUUUUUUCUGGUUCUCCAUCGAGAAACGAGUAUAAGACACUGAAUUCCAAAAUUUUAAACCUGAAACUGGCCGCCAAAUUCACGAAACAAGAGCAGAAUCAUAAACCCUAGUGAUUGAUUCUUAGAAAAGAAUCUGGCAGGAAUCUGAUAAGAAAUUUAUAAGAAUCCGCUACGACUCGUGUAAGAAUUUUAUUAGAUUCUUAUUGAAUUGUUACAUAAGAAGUCCGCACGAAAGUAACAAGAAUUUGAUAAAAAGCAGAUAGGAAUCAGUUGUAAAAUGAAAUGAAUGUAAAAUGAAAUUACAAACGCUUCAACUUCAGAAUGUGGUACAGUUGAUUUUUCCUGACA